GUGGAAUGAUGCUGUUGGGAAUGAGGGGUCAAAGUCAAGGUAGUGGAAUCCAUGACUUGAUUAAUGCAACAAUAGAUGGUGAUGUCGCAAAAGUCAGAGAUAUUAUCGCCCAAAAUCCACAAGUUGUGAACGAGCGAUCCAAAGAACUCACGUGUCUACAUAUUGCCGCUCAUGAAGGGAAACUGCCCAUCGUCAAACUGCUUAUAGAAAAGAAAUCUGACAUAAACGCGACUGAUGACGAUGGUGACACACCACUGAUUGUAGCUACGGGAAAACAACAGACUGAAGUUGCCGAGUACUUGGUCAGAGCUGGUGCGCAGUUGGACUUGAAAAACGACAAAGGAAGAACCGCUAUUCAUAACGCCGCCUACACAGGCCAAACAACGCUUAUACACGCUCUGAUUGGACGAGGUUGUGACGUCAACGUCAUGGAUGAGUCAGGGGACACACCUCUUCAUGACGCCAUUGCUGAGGACCAUACUGCAGCAGCUGAGCGAAUUCUGACGUCACCGAAGGUGGAUUUGACGAAAACCAACGAACGGGGAUUCAACCCACUUCACUGGUCAGCUUUUCAUGGAAGAGCUGGAAUUGUAGAGAAAAUACUGCAGAGAAAUAAAAGUAUCAUCGACUCUACGAAGGAGGAUGGAUUCACGGCACUACAUCUUGCAGCAAUAAACGACCAUACAGAUGUUGCAAGAGUUCUCAUUAAACAGGGAGCUAGUGUAAAUUCGAAAGCAAACAACGGAUCAACUCCUUUACAUGUUGCUUGUGGCGAAUGCUACAUUGAGCCCAUUCAAGUGUUGAUAUCUGCAGGUGCCAAUGUUAAUGCAAGUGAUAAUGAUGGAGACACACCCUUACACCUCACCAUGAUGCAGAACCAAACAACUGACAUGUUCAAAGCGCUUAUUGGAGAGCAAGGACAAAGUACUGAUAAACGGGCACAGAUUGCCACCUACCUGUUACAACACGGCGCCGAUAAAGAAGCCGAGAACCAUGCAGGGUUAACUCCUGUUGAGAUAUGCACCGAAGAGAAGCUGAAGAGCUUAGUGCAGAAUUUUGCACAAAUAAAUUCACCACCGAGCAGUUCCGCUAGGAAUGCUACAGCUUCAGGUUUCAUUCAGGACGUCCUGUGUUCCAGUUGUUUGAGACAGAGGGCCAAUGUCAUCAUUGUGCCCUGCUCUCACAAAACCUUGUGCAGGGCUUGCUGUAAAAACGUCAGACGAUGCCCUCUGUGUGGAAACGACGCCAUUCGAAAAAUUGGAGAAGAUGGCAAAAAAAUUGGAAGUGAGUGUGUCAUUCAGUAAACAGAAUCGCCUGAUACUUUACUCGACUACUAGUAUGUGGCAUUACGUCAUAGACUGUGGCUGAAGAAUCUUACAAUCAAGGAACAUAUGCUUUUUUUGCAUACAAUUUAUAUAUAUAUAUUGUCAUGGAUGUGCUGCAACUUUCUGCUGUGACCUGGAAUUUUCUUAAUUAAUUAAUUAAUUCUAAUUACUAGACAAACAGAAUUUGUUUUAACAUUUAAUAGUAAUUAUUUGAUUAUUUGCAACUAUUGAGUGAUGUUUGAAACUUUGCCACUUAUAGUUAUUGUUUAAUGAAAUGUUGAGUAGUGCCGUUUGUCGUGUCGCGCACUAUUCUGAUAAAAACGAACUGCGUAACGAGUGUUAUUAUUGAUCGUUUGGAUGCCUAAUACGAGUAUAACAUUUAGUUGUAUUUCCUAAAAAAAAAAAUGGUUUCAGUUUAUCAAACUAUGUUUGCAAAUAGUUGCCAUCAUUUAUUUAUGGGAUAUUCGUAUAUUAUGAUCGCCAAAUGUUUUAAGUUAAUUUCCGAUGUAGUUUUUUGGCGAUGUGGUUUCCGACCUUGCAAUUUAAUUACCAGAUUCCUGUGCAUAUAAAGGCUAUUACAUUACGUUGACAUUAGUAUUAUUGAAGUAAAUCUUACCAUGAUUGCAAUGUGUGUGUAAUUACACCAUGACGCUAUUCGAUGGACUUAGUAAACUUGCCCUUAGUAAAGUAUUUUCCUCCAAAACUUGUACGAUCGAUUAGCUAUUUUCUUAGUUAAACGUAUCCUAAUAUUGUUUGUACAUUAUGGCAAAUCAUUUUAUUAAUUAAAUGAGGUAAUAAUUGUAAAACUGAUUACUGUAAUAUUAGUGCUUUUAGGAACUACUAGUAUAUUCUUGUACGCUGAGAACCUGUUUACGCAUACAGGUUGCUAAGGUCUGACAUAUCGAUACACAAUGUUUGUAAACAACAGUAUAAAGCUGUGUUCACAUAUACACGGAUCCGGAUCCCGAUACAGAUACGGCAAAAAUCGCUAACCAUUAUUUUCAAUAGAGGUGUUCACAUAUGUCCGAAUACAUAUACGAAUACGGUAUCUGGAUACGGACACGAUUAUUCUGAUCGUCCAAUGUAGCGAAUGAAAUCGUAUCCGUAUGCCAAAACGCAUGCCGGAAGUCAUAAGUUAUGAGAAGAAAUACAGUUCUCUUUUACACGAUACAACUUGUUGUUUCUUGUCUUUCCACCAAAAUGCCCUUUCCGUCUCAUGGUUUUAAAUACAUUAUAUGGUUUUGUCAUUUUAAUUUUAAUUAUAUUUAAAAAGAAAUGUGUUUUUCUGGGAAUAUGACACUACUUACAAACAAAAGACCAACAGUAAUUCUUUCUUUUAAUGUCGUCCCCCCACCAGUUAUCUUUAAUAAAUAAAUUAAAAAAAAAAAAAUAAUAAUAUAUAUAUAUAUCGUUAAUCACCUCUCUUGGAAUACAGUGCUUCACAAGCUCAUUCCCUGACCCAAUGUGGAAUAACACCUGAGUAGACUGUUCUCUAGAUAAAAUAAAAUAAAUAAGUAAGCCGUACAUCUCUUGCAUUUAUAAUCGUGCGUAUGUGAACACUACGUCCGAUUAUCGGAUCGCGUUCCGUAUACGAUGCCGUAUGAGCGUAUCUGAAUCCGUGUAUAUGUGAACACUACGUCCGAUUAUCGGAUCGCGUUCCGUAUACGUAUGCCGUAUGAUCGUAUCUGAAUCCGUGUAUAUGUGAACACUACGUCCGAUUAUCGGAUCGCGUUCCGUAUACGAUGCCGUAUGAUCGUAUCUGAAUCCGUGUAUAUGUGAACACUACGUCCGAUUAUCGGAUCGCGUUCCGUAUGCCGUAUGAUCGUAUUUGAAUCCGUGUAUAUGUGAACACUACGUCCGAUUAUCGGAUCGCGUUCCGUAUACGAUGCCGUAUGUGCGUAUCUGAAUCCGUGUAUAUGUGAACACUACGUCCGAUUAUGGGAUCGCGUUCCGUAUACGAUGCCGUAUGUGCGUAUCUGAAUCCGUGUAUAUGUGAACUCUACGUCCGAUUAUCGGAUCGCGUUCCGUAUGCCGUAUGAUCGUAUCUGAAUCCGUGUAUAUGUGAACACUACGUCCGAUUAUCGGAUCGCGUUCCGUAUGCCGUAUGAUCGUAUCUGAAUCCAUGUAUAUGUGAACACUACGUCCGAUUAUCGGAUCGCGUUCCGUAUACGAUGCCGUAUGAUCGUAUCUGAAUCCAUGUAUAUGUGAACACUACGUCCGAUUAUCGGAUCGCGUUCCGUAUACGAUGCCGUAUGUGCGUAUCUGAAUCCGUGUAUAUGUGAACACUACGUCCGAUUAUCGGAUCGCGUUCCGUAUACGAUGCCGUAUGUGCGUAUCUGAAUCCGUGUAUAUGUGAACACUACGUCUGAACCUUAAUUGGAUGUAAGCACGAAAGCACGAAACUGUAUGCGUUCUAAAAUAAUACACAUGUUACUCACUUGUCUCAUAAUACUGCAACAAUUAACACUACACGCUACAAUUAGCUACUAAUAUCCACAAUUACACAGUGGUUUAAUAAUUAUGUCUCAAAUUGAAGCUAAACGUGGCGUGCAUAUUGAAACCAGUAUGAGUUCUAUGUAUAUAUAAAAAAUAUAUCUAUAAUGCUGUAACAAAAAGAUAAACAUAUUGUGAAUAUUAAAAACAGUAUGAGUUCUCAGAAUAUACACCUGUUAUAAAACUGUUUUAUACAGUAACAAUAGCUAAACUUAGUAUACCUGUCUACGACCGAAUUGUUUAAUUAUUUGCUAUAUGAAAAUCUAAAUUUAGCGUGAAGAUUGUAACAACAUCACUAUAGAGCACAUUAAUUAAUUAUAUGCUAGUGGAAUUCCUGACACGAUGUCUGCAGAGGAUAUAUACACACAUUCAAUUUUGUAUCCAUUAAAGGGACAUUCCUGAGUUUGCUGCCAUUUUAAAGAUGUGAUCGACUAACAAAGACUUUUUAACGAUUGUAAUUAAGGGACAUUCCUGAGUU
This is a messenger RNA of Gigantopelta aegis, 4296 nucleotides long. Its product is annotated as E3 ubiquitin-protein ligase MIB2-like. The record is from RefSeq and is a predicted model, not a curated record. Lineage: Eukaryota; Metazoa; Mollusca; Gastropoda; Neomphalida; Peltospiridae. Gene Ontology annotation, biological process: protein ubiquitination. Gene Ontology annotation, molecular function: ubiquitin-protein transferase activity; protein binding. Gene Ontology annotation, cellular component: cytoplasm. The transcript has 10 exons. Bases 6 to 1304 code for a protein of 432 amino acids.